AUGGAGCGGACCGAUAGCAUCGCCAGCCACUACUUCCCCGGAUCUUCCAACGGCUACUGGACAUUCUGCACACAAGUCGACAAGCGACUCAUCAAGAUCUUCAUGGAAACCUGGCGCGACGAGAUCCAACCUCUCCUCCACAUCGAAGGCAUAGAUCGCGCCGCCCUAGCAGACAUCAACUUCGUGAUGCAGAAUAUCAUCGAUGCUAUGAGUCGGAGGGGCGGCAACGCGCUCGGUCUCGCUGGGAAGGGACCGUUCCUCUUGUACCUGUGUGAGACGUACUGGAUGGAUCGCGAGCAGAGCCCUCACAUAUGGGAGGCGCUGCGAGCUACGGCUGAUAGGACGAAGGAGGAGGCUGAGCGGCUGGGGCUGUAUCAUAGCUACAUCUACCUGAAUUAUGCCAACCCGUACCAAGAUGUUUAUACUAGCUAUGGAGCUGGAGCAAAGGCGUUCUUGAAAUCGGUGAGUAAGAAGCAUGAUCCGGAAAGGUUCUUCCAGAGGCAGAGAGGAGCGGGUUGGAAUCUUCAUGGCGAUCUUGUUUCAACGACAGGGGUCGAUCCAGCCCAUGGUGUGGUUCUUAAAGGGAAAUUUUGA
Molecule: messenger RNA, 594 nt
Organism: Cadophora gregata
Lineage: Eukaryota; Fungi; Ascomycota; Leotiomycetes; Helotiales; Ploettnerulaceae
Exons: 1
Coding region: 1-594 (197 amino acids)
Source: RefSeq, a predicted model, not a curated record